CAGAGACAUCUGCAGACAUGUCUGGGAAGCCAGUGUGCAUUGCAGAUUUUGAGGAGCAUGCUAAAACCUUCCUGCCCAAGUCCGUGUACGAUUAUUACCGAUCUGGGGCGGAUGACCAGGAAACCCUGGCAGAUAAUGUCGCAGCCUUUUCCAGGUGGAAGCUGUACCCGCGGGUGCUCAGGGACGUGUCGGCGAUGGACCUGUCCACCCGUGUGCUGGGGCAGAGCGUCGCCGUGCCCGUGUGCGUGGCCGCCACCGCCAUGCAGCGCAUGGCUCACCCGCACGGAGAGACCGCCACAGCCCGAGCCUGCCAGGCCGUGGGGACAGGGAUGAUGCUGAGCUCCUGGGCCACGUCGUCCAUGGAGGAGGUGGCGGCGGCGGCGCCGGGCGGCCUGCGCUGGCUGCAGCUCUACGCCUACCGCGAGCGGCGGGUGACGGCCGCGCUGGUGCGGCGCGCCGAGGCCGCCGGCUACCGCGGCAUCUUCCUCACCGUGGACACGCCCUACCUCGGCCGCCGCCGCGCCGACGUGCGCAACCGCUUCCAGCUGCCCCCGCACCUCAGUUUAAAGAACUUCUCGAGCAGCGAGCUGGCAUUUUCCUCAGGGAAGGACUUUGGAGACGACAGCGGGCUGGCCGUGUACGUCGCCGAGGCCAUCGAUGCCACCGUCAGCUGGGAGGACAUCAAGUGGCUGCGGGGGCUCACCUCGCUGCCCAUCGUGCUGAAAGGGAUCCUCAGGGCUGAUGAUGCCAAAGAAGCUGUAAAGCUUGGGGUAAAUGGGAUCCUGGUGUCAAAUCACGGAGCACGACAGCUUGAUGGGGUCCCUGCUACUAUUGAUGUCUUGCCUGAAAUCGUGGAGGCAGUGGAGGGGAAGGUGGAGGUGUUCCUGGAUGGUGGGGUGAGGAGAGGCACGGACGUUCUCAAGGCACUGGCUCUUGGUGCCAAAGCUGUUUUCGUUGGGAGACCCGUCCUCUGGGGCCUGGCUUAUCAAGGUGAAGAAGGAGUAAAAGAAGUUCUCCAGAUGCUGAAGGAAGAGUUUCGCCUGGCAAUGGCACUGACAGGAUGCCGGAGAGUAGAAGAAAUUGGCAGGACACUGGUCCGAAGACAUCAAGGAUUGCUUUCCAAGAUUUAGGUCUGAAGACUCUUGCCUUGUGCAUUGCCUGUUGUGCUUCCAGACAAAAUCCAACUGCAUUCCCUCUGAGGGCCUCCUCCUGCAAUCCUGACUGAGGGAAUGCUUGCUCUGUAGGAAAUCACUUGUUGAAAAAAUAACUCAAAGCAAAUUUUGCAGGUGCUUCCAAAUCUCUCGGGUUCUUAAGGAAAGCUGCUACACUGGGAGGUGUGAUUAGAGAUGGACCUUUAUACAAGACCAGCAUAGAAACUUCAAGGUGGUUUGCAACAAAUGCUGAUAAUUAAUUUCCAUGCCUGGGAGUAAUUUAGCUGUUAAAGUGAAACUAUAAACAGAAAUGCUGAAAUUUAAAAUGCAAAAGAUGCUUCUUACUCACUGUUUAGAGAAACCAGACUGAAGAUUGUAGAGAUUAAAUCUUGCUUUCCUAUGAACAGAA
Messenger RNA from Passer montanus (Eurasian tree sparrow), 1560 nucleotides. RefSeq names its product hydroxyacid oxidase 1 (gene HAO1). The record is from RefSeq and is a predicted model, not a curated record. NCBI's taxonomy places the organism in Eukaryota, Metazoa, Chordata, Aves, Passeriformes, Passeridae. The coding region runs from base 18 to 1130 and encodes 370 amino acids. The transcript is spliced from 8 exons. Gene Ontology annotation, molecular function: FMN binding; oxidoreductase activity.